AUGACCGCGUUACCAUUGGUGUUGGCAGCAGCGAUGGCGAGGCGGACGAUGCUCGCAUCGACGGUGGCGAGAGUGGGCGCGCACGGAGCUAAACGACUGAUGGUGACGGGCGCAGCUUCGAGGGUUUCGCCCGUUGUUGCUCCUCGGCUUCUGGUGACCAAUGCGCCAUCUUGCAGGCUGGGUAUUCGCACCUUCACCACCGCCUCCAUCAGACGCAACACCACCCCUUCCUCAUCUACGCCCCCGCCACCGGCCACAGAGGAACCUCAAGUGCUAGCGACGUACGAAGGUCCCCUAGCGCGUACCUUCACACGCCUGAAGCUCUUCUCGCUCGGCUCUCUUGGCAUGGCCUCCGUCCUCACCCCCGUCCUCCUCCUCGCACCGGGCGAAAUCUCGCUCGCCGGACGCAUUGGACUCUGCAUUACGGCGCUCGCCACCUCGGGCGUGUCCACCGUGCUCAUUGCCUGGAUUGGGACCCCUUACGUCGGCACCAUGCGUCUCCUCCAACGCCCGCAACAGCAGCAGCCCGUGAUGGAGCUCAACACCGUCUCGUGGAGGCUCAAGCCCCAACGUACGCUUGUAUACGAACCGACGUUCUUGCGCCCCACCUCGAGGCCGUUCGCUGCUUGGGAGAUUACGAACAACCCCCCUGCUAUGAAGAUUGGCGCAGAGGAUGCCGUGGUGGAGAAAAAGAUCGCCGAGACGUUCGACGUGAAGACGGGCGACAGUUUGGGCAGUUGGCUUGUGACGUAUUCUCCGGAGACCAAGACGAAGGCUGUAGAGGGGAAAGGUGGCGCAGAGAAGGUGGAGUGGAAGGCGGUUGGCAAAGUUCAAGUGCGAGGCAAACCAACGCGGUACUUUAACGUUCAUGAGGAGCUGUUGGAUGAGGAUUGGCAGGUUCUUGGCUAG
Sporisorium graminicola is the source of this 909-nucleotide messenger RNA. RefSeq lists its product as uncharacterized. Gene Ontology annotation, biological process: mitochondrial proton-transporting ATP synthase complex assembly. Lineage: Eukaryota; Fungi; Basidiomycota; Ustilaginomycetes; Ustilaginales; Ustilaginaceae. The record is from RefSeq and is a predicted model, not a curated record. The transcript has a single exon. The coding region runs from base 1 to 909 and encodes 302 amino acids. Gene Ontology annotation, cellular component: mitochondrial membrane.